Molecule: messenger RNA, 3088 nt
Organism: Effrenium voratum
Lineage: Eukaryota; Dinophyceae; Suessiales; Symbiodiniaceae
Source: the annotation of a GenBank genome assembly
AUGCCGGUGGCGGACAUGAAGCCUCGGGCAGUCCUCGAGAAGUACUACAUGGACUUCCGCAUGGCUCAAGCAGAUUUGGGGGAUUUUGGGGCCUAUGACUACGCCCUGAACAUCCAGGUGCCUAAAGGCAGCGAGGACCAGUUUUUGAAGGAGUUCAUCAGCCCCGAGAUCGCCGCGAACUUCAUCGAGCACCGCUUGCACUGGUGGGUCAUGACCGACCGCUUCGACGAGUUUGGGCCGGACGAUAACCCGGUGGAGUUCGCAAUGAAGCAGCUUUCGGCGGUGUACCCCCAAGUCUACCAAAGCUGGCCGGACAAGCACAGCGACCAGGCGCUGACCCGAUUCUGCCUUCAGGGCCUUGGCGCCCACCGUGUCGAGGUGGAGGAGCGGGAGAACACGAAGUACUUCGUGGUGCGCACCAACGCCUUGGCGGGUUUGCCGGUGCGCGACGGCUUCGAGCGCUAUGGGGGGGAUGCCUACUUCGAUGACAAGUGGCGGCCGGUGAUGAUUAUCGACCACGGCCUCACGCCAGUGGACCGUGACUUCGCGCAGGAUCACCCGCCCAAGAUCACGCGGCCGGGGGACGCGGACUGGGACCGCGCCAAGUUCCGGUUCCGGUCCUCCCUGUUCGCCCUGGUGACGCUGGUGGACCAUCUGUACGGCAUCCACCUGCAAACGGCCAACCUCUUUGUCACCGCCCUGCGGGAGCAGAUGUCCGCAGAUCACCCCAUCCGGCGAUUCAUGACGCCCUUCACCUACCAGACCAUCUCCAUCAACGACAACGCCAAGCACAAUCUGGUGGCGCCCCGGUCAAUGGGCCCCCGCUGCUUCGCGCUCACGGACAAGGGCCUGUCCCUCGCCUUUGCAGCGGCCCCCUCUUUGCUCGUUACCGGCCACGAGGUCGGCGGCUCCCAGGGGGGCCCCAUCUUGGACCUGAAGAAGUACUUCCAGCACCUGAAGAAGCAAGGCAUCCAGACCGAGUAUUGGCGCCAGGCCGAGGAGCUCUUCGAGAUCUAUGAACGCUUUCUGUCGAACUACCUGAGCUGCUACUACCCCUCGAAGGAGGCCUUGGUGAAGGACCCGGAGCUCAUCGCCAUGGCCAAGCACUACUUCUCCCGUUUGGAGGCGGCUUCGGCGGAGAGCCUGAGCCGAAUCCGCGCGCCCUUCAUCACCACCGUGGAUCAGAGCAUCGAUGUGAACCAGGCCUGGGAGUUCUACGUGCAUUGGCUGGCCAGCAUCAUGUGGGUGGUCACCGCAGGACAUGAACAGCAGGGAGCUGUGGAGGUCUAUGCGCAGGACGCAUCCUGGACGGCCUUCAAGUGGACGCCGGGGCGCACCAUGGGCACCAAGCAGACAGCAACAGCGCAGGCGCUGCUUAUGUCCUUCACCUCCACUCCCAUGCCCAAGCUCCUGGGGGAAGAUUGGUCCUUCCUGUUCCCGGAGCCCUGGGUGCCUUCAGCGUCCCAGACCCCGAAGAGCGUCUUCCAGGGCUUUCAGUCAGAGCUGUUGGCCAUGGCGGAGAGGUGCGACAAGUACAACGAGCUGGCGCCCACGCGAGCUUUCCCCGACUGCUUCCCAGUGUACACCUGCAACCCCCGGCCCGGUUCGCCCGUUGGUCGUCCUAUUUCUCCCAUGGCUUCCCUCGUUCACAUGCUCUGCACUUCACCCGAAAAGAUGUCCAAAUGCCUGGCCUUGGCUUUGGUGGCGAUUGCCAGCGCGCAGCUGGACGACGAGUGCGAGGGCGCAGGCGGCGCGGGCUGCGCGCUGCAAGCGAUCCAGCUGCGCGCGCGGGCGACAGGCGGGGACGCGGAGUCCCUGCACCUCAGCAGCUUCGGCGAGGAGCCUUCGGAUGAGCUGCUGUGGACAAAGUACCAGUUCUUCUUGAAGCAGUUCCGACGCCAAUAUGGCGUCCAGGAACAGGAGCGUAGAUUUCUGAAUUUCAAAGCCUCCUUCAGGACAGCCAAAGAGCUUGCUGGAAAGGAUGCUGAUAGUUCUUUUGGCAUCAACGGCAUGGCCGACUUUGAUGCAACGGAGAAGCCCACACGUGGCUUUCACGUGAAGCAGCUUUCGGAGCAGCUGGCGACACUGGGCUCGGCCAUGAAGGCUUUCAAGGCACCCAAGGAGAACCUCACGGACGUGACGGCCAUCAACUGGCGCUUGACACGGGCGAUCAGCCCGGUGAAGAACCAGGGCGCCUGUGGAGCGUGCUGGGCCUUCGUGACGGCGGAGGAGGUGGAGUCCUUGUACACUCUGUGGCAAGGCGGCGGUGGCCCAGGCUACUCAGAGAUCUUCUCCGCACAGCAGCUGAUCAGUUGUGACGAAGUGGCGGACGGAUGUGGGGGUGGCAACCCAGUGGACGGAUAUGCUUACAUCGUCAAGAGCAAGGUCGGCCUGGUGCAGGAGGCUUACUGGCCCUACGAAGGCGGAUUUCUGCCCAUGGAGAAGUGCGACUACAAGUCCUGCACGAAGCCAUGCAACAAGGACCUGAGCGACGCAGCGCGAUUUGAGCACGUCAUCGGACCGAUCGCCCGGGUGCACGGGGCCAUGUGGGCCACCCCGCUCUGUGAGCCCGGGUCCAGCUGCGGAAGCCAAGACUUGGAGCGGCUCCGCCAGGUUCUGGUUCAACUCGGCCCGGUUGCAGUGGCAGUGAACUCCCGACAUUGGUACUCCUACGCAGGCGGCGUGAUGUCGGACAAGGCCUGUGCCGGCAGCGAGUGGCAGGACUUGGACCACGCGGCGCAGCUGACCGGGUAUAACACCAGCGGCGCUUUGCCCUACUGGAUCGUGCGGAAUCAGUGGUCGACGACUUGGGGAGAGAAUGGCUACAUCUACUUGGAGUUUGGCAAGAACACCUGCGGCAUCGCCAACAUGGCCACGGUGCCUUUGAUGGACGGCAUGCCUAACACCCAGGACUUGGGGGAUGACGUGCUCAUGCUGCAGAACAAGGAGGCUCCAUUCUACAGUAUGUAUCAGCAGGCACUUGGACUCUGAUGUGAUUAGUGGGGCUGUUUCACGGAAUGGAGAGGCUAAGCCCUCCGAACCUGCUAACCGCAUUUCCUCCCAAGGCAACGGAGAUUAGCUCUGACGA